Molecule: messenger RNA, 687 nt
Organism: Akanthomyces muscarius
Lineage: Eukaryota; Fungi; Ascomycota; Sordariomycetes; Hypocreales; Cordycipitaceae
Exons: 5
Coding region: 1-687 (228 amino acids)
Molecular function (GO): hydrolase activity
Source: RefSeq, a predicted model, not a curated record
AUGCUGCGCUACUUGGCCAUUGCAGGCCUUUGGAAGGUCCUGGCGGCAGCGGCCUGUACCGCCGCGGCGCCUUGCUCUACCUACACAAUCAUCAACACGCGAGGCACUUCAGAGCCGCAAACCGAGUCUUUGGGGUUUCAGCUUAUGAACCGAAAUAUUCACAGCCAGCGACCAGGAGGAAAGACCUAUAACACUGUCUACUUUGCAGAUACUGUCCACAGUCCAAAAAUCGGCACCGAAGAUAUUCUGAACCAUAUGAACUCCACUCUCGCUAGCAGUCCAGACGAAUGCUUUAUUCUUCAGGGAUAUUCUCAGGGAGCCUCGGCUACUGUUGGCGCGCUUCCCUACCUUACAGGUGCUUUAUUUGACGCCGUCAAAGGCGUCUUUCUGAUUGGCAACCCAUUCCACAAAGCAGCGUUAGCCUGCAACGUCGACAUCAACGGCGGAAGCUCGACGGCUGAUGUGGAUGGUGCUUUCGUCUUCCUCGACACCACGCUAGCAGUCCCCGAUGACUGGGUCUCAAAGACGCUCGACGUAUGCAACUUUGGCGAUGGAGUCUGCGAUUCCACGCAUGGAAAAGGCAUUACUGUAGAACAUUACGACUACAUAACAAAUUUAAGCGUGCAGGGCAUGGGCGCCGGGUUUGCUCUUCGACAACUCUCAAAGGCCGCAGAAGGCUGCAAGUAA